Molecule: messenger RNA, 744 nt
Organism: Nerophis lumbriciformis (worm pipefish)
Lineage: Eukaryota; Metazoa; Chordata; Actinopteri; Syngnathiformes; Syngnathidae
Source: RefSeq, a predicted model, not a curated record
AUGGCGAAGCGCAAGGACAAGCUCGGCACGAAGGUCUACGAGGAAGAACUCGAAAAACUCCAGAUCGAGCUCGCAAAGCUGCAGUCUUGGAUUGCCGCAACCGGCCAGCGCAUCGUUGUUCUCUUUGAGGGGCGAGACGCCGCCGGCAAAGGCGGGACGAUCAAACGGAUCACCGAACCGCUCAACCCUCGCAUCGCGAAAGUUGUCGCCCUCGGAACGCCGACAGAGCGCGAAAAGACGCAGUGGUACUUCCAACGUUACGUCGCAAAUCUCCCGGCCGCCGGUGAGAUGAUUCUGUUCGACCGAAGUUGGUACAACCGCGCCGGUGUCGAGCGUGUGAUGGGCUUCGCGACGGAAGAUCAAGUGCAGCAGUUCCUGCACACCGUCCCGCAGUUCGAACGCAUUCCGACGGAACAGGAGCGGCGCUUUCAGUCGCGGAUCGAACACCCGACGAAACGCUGGAAAAUCAGUCCGAUGGACAUCGAGUCUCGGACGCGCUGGGACGAGUACUCACGCGCGAAGGACGAGAUGUUCGCGUACACCGAUAUCAAGCAGGCGCCGUGGUACGUCGUCGAAGCCGACGAUAAGAAACGUGCGCGGCUCAACUGUAUCUCUCAUCUGUUGUCGCUGCUUCCGUACGAGAAUCACAUUCGCGACAAAGUGAAGUUGCCGCCGCGUCCCGAUCGCACGAAGUACGUGCGGCCACCCUACGAAGAACAGAAUCUCGUCAAACGGCGCUACUAG